Molecule: messenger RNA, 1596 nt
Organism: Dama dama (fallow deer)
Lineage: Eukaryota; Metazoa; Chordata; Mammalia; Artiodactyla; Cervidae
Product: keratin, type II cytoskeletal 5-like
Exons: 9
Coding region: 1-1596 (531 amino acids)
Biological process (GO): intermediate filament organization; keratinization
Cellular component (GO): keratin filament
Molecular function (GO): structural constituent of skin epidermis
Source: RefSeq, a predicted model, not a curated record
AUGACCCAACGAUCCUCUAUCACCAUCAAGUCAGGAGGCUCUCGGAACUUCAGUGCUUCCUCAGCCAACCUCCUCUCAGGCUGCCGGCCCAGCUUCAGUUCCAUCUCCAUGAUCCAGAGUGGGAAGAGUUUCGGGGGUGGCUUCGGAGGUGGCUUUGGAACCAGGAGCCUCCAUAGCUUUGGGGGUAACAAGAGAAUCUCCAUCAGCAGUGGCUACCGCUCUAACCGAACCAGCUUUGGGGGUGCUGGCUAUGGGCUGGGUCUUGGGAGCAUAGGGUGCAGAGUGGGAGGAGUUGGCAGUGGCUAUGGGUUUGGAGGUGGGAUGAUGUCUGGCGCUGGAGGUAUCCAUGAGGUCACCAUCAACCAGAGCCUCCUGACUCCCCUUCACCUGGAGAUCGAUCCGUCCCUCCAGCGGGUGCGAAAGGAGGAGAAGGAGCAGAUCAAGACCCUUAACAACAAGUUCGCCUCCUUCAUCGACAAGGUGCGGUUCCUGGAGCAGCAGAACAAGGUCCUGGAGACCAAAUGGAGCCUCCUGCAGGAGCAUAAAGCAACCAGGGCCAAUCUCGAGCCCAUGUUUGAAGGCUACAUCAAUAACCUGAGGCGGCAGCUGGACAGCCUUGGGGGAGAGCGCUCGAGGCUGGAGGUGGAGCUGAAGAGCAUGCAGGAAGUGGUGGAGGACUUCAAGAACAAGUACGAAGAGGAAAUAAACAGGCGCACAGCAGCUGAGAACGAGUUUGUAGUGCUCAAGAAGGAUGUGGAUGCUGCCUACAUGAACAAAGUGGAACUGGAGGCCAAGGUGGAAGCCUUAAUGGACGAGAUCAACUUCCUGAGGUCUUUCUAUGAAGCGGAGCUGGCACAGCUUCAUGCCCAGAUCUCUGAGACUUCCGUGGUCCUGUCCAUGGACAACAACCGCAAGCUAGACCUGGACAGCAUCAUCUCUGAGGUCAAGGCCCAAUACGAGGACAUCGCCAACCGCAGCCGGGCCGAGGCUGAGUCCUGGUACCAGAUCAAGUACGAGGAGCUGCAGCGGUCUGCCGGCCGGCACGGGGAAGACCUCCGCUCCACCAGGAUGGAGAUCUCUGAGUUGAACCGGGUGAUACAGAGACUGCGCUCUGAGAUUGAAAACGUGAAGAAGCAGUGUUCCACACUCCAGGCUGCCAUCGCCGACGCUGAGCAGCGUGGGGAGCUGGCCCUCAAGGAUGCCAAGCACAAGCUGGCUGAGCUGGAGGAGGCCCUGCAGAAGGCCAAGCAGGACAUGGCACGCCAGCUGCGUGAAUAUCAGGAGUUGAUGAAUGUCAAGCUGGCCCUGGACAUUGAGAUAGCCACCUACAGGAAGCUGCUGGAGGGCGAGGAGUGCAGACUCACUGGAGAAGGUGUCGGGCCCGUGAAUAUCUCCGUGGUCUCCUCCUCUGGGGGCUCGGGCUACAGCGGGGGCGGCGGCCUCUGCGUGACCGGGGGUGGCUAUGGCUUCGGCAGCAGCGGCUUCGGCAGCAGCGGCGGCAGCUUCAGCUCCACCAGCGGCCGCGGCAUGAGCGGCACCAGCUCCAGCAUGCGCAUCAUCUCCAAGACCUCAUCCAGCAAGAGUUACAGGAGCUAA